CUCACGCCUCCAUCUCUCUCAAUUCUCUGAGACUCUCACGCCUCCCACUCACGUCUCCCAAACUCCCUCAGUUCUCUCAAGUCACGCCUCCCUCUCCCUCAGCCUCACUCUGCGCUGAGCGCUUUCACCGGAGCUCCGAUCACAAGAUCAAUUCUCACCGAAUCAAUUCCGAGUUCCUGCUUCCCACCGAAUCAACCUCUCUCUGUCUCAGCCAUCGACCUCAGCUCAAAUGGCAGACGCCGUAGAAGAUACAACCCGAGCGCCGCCCCAGAAUGCACUGCCGGAGAACGCUCUGCCGAAGCGGUGGGGAGACGAAGAGGAUGAUACUGUGGAAGAGCCGAGUGCAUCUUCUUCGAAUUCAGAGGAGAAAGCCGCCUCGGAGCUCAAGGUUGAGGCCUUGACCAUCAAUGACGACGAGAGCAAAAUCAACAAGUUCCUCGAUGAGCCCCAGGACUCUAACAUCACAGCGGUUACUGAUACACUGUAUGAAUCUGCUAGUAGUUUUGAGGAUUUAAACUUGUCACCAGAGUUGCUAAAGGGCUUGUAUGUGGAGAUGAAGUUCCAGAAGCCCAGCAAAAUCCAAGGAAUUAGUUUACCGAUGAUAUUGAAUCCUCCACAUAAAGAUUUGAUAGCUCAGGCACAUAAUGGCUCUGGUAAGACUACUUGUUUUGUGCUUGGGAUGUUGAGUCGUGUUGAUCCCAACCUGAAGGCUCCUCAGGCACUUUGUGUCUGCCCCACAAGAGAGCUGGCUAUUCAGAACGUGGAAGUUCUUCGGAAGAUGGGGCAGUACACAGGUAUAACUUCAGAGUGUGCUGUGCCAAUGGAUAUCAAACAUUAUGUGCCAAUAUCAAAACAACCGCCGAUCUCAGCACAAGUAGUCAUAGGAACUCCUGGUACGAUCAAGAAAUGGAUGUCAAAUAAGAAAUUGGGAGUGACUCAAAUCAAGAUUCUUGUUUUUGAUGAGGCUGAUCACAUGCUUGCUGAGGACGGAUUUAAGGACGAUUCCUUGAGAAUAAAGAAGGAUAUUGAAAGACUUAGUUCUCACUGCCAGGUUCUUCUGUUUUCUGCUACGUUUAAUGAAAAUGUCAAAAAUUUUGUAUCAAGGAUAGUCAAAGACUACAAUCAACUUUUUGUCAAGAAGGAAGAACUGUCUUUAGAGGCUGUGAAGCAGUACAAAGUUCGUUGUCCUGAUGAACGCACGAAGACUCUUGUGAUUAAAGACAGAAUACUUGAAUUGGGAGAGAACUUGGGGCAGACAAUUAUAUUUGUACGUACGCGAAAUAGUGCCAGCAUAUUGCAUAAGGCACUUGUUGACCUUGGUUAUGCAGUUACUACCAUUCAAGGUGCUGCCAGUGCAGAAGACAGAGACAAAAUAGUCCAAGAGUUCAAAAAUAAUCUAACUAAAGUUCUUAUAUCAACGGAUCUCCUUGCCCGAGGCUUUGACCAACAACAGGUCAAUCUGGUCAUUAACUAUGAUCUUCCAGUGAAGUAUGAAACCUCGGAGCCUGAUUAUGAGGUGUACUUGCAUAGGAUUGGAAGGGCAGGGCGAUUUGGCCGCAAGGGAGCUGUGUUUAACUUGCUAUGUGGUGAUAGGGAUGAGAUGCUCAUGUCAAAAAUUGAGCAUUAUUUUGGCUCUAAAGUCGCAGAGGUGAAGUCCUGGGAUAGUGAUGAAGAUUUCAACAAUGCCCUUAAGGCGGCGGGAUUGUUGUGAUGAUCAGUUUCACUUAAAGGGCCGUAUCCCUCGGAUUGUUUAAUAUUGUUUUUGGUUAAUGUUUUCACUUUUUUAUUGGAGCCCUAUUCUGUAUAUGUUAACACAAUAGGAAGUUUUUUGAUCUACAAUUAAGUUUGUAUUUUGUAAUUUGGCUUCUUAUGACAUUAUUUGUACAUCAAGUUUCUACAAAGAAGUUUUGAGUUUUGCAA
Molecule: messenger RNA, 1920 nt
Organism: Corylus avellana
Lineage: Eukaryota; Viridiplantae; Streptophyta; Magnoliopsida; Fagales; Betulaceae
Product: DEAD-box ATP-dependent RNA helicase 38
Molecular function (GO): nucleic acid binding; RNA helicase activity; ATP binding
Source: RefSeq, a predicted model, not a curated record